UCUUGGCCUCGUCCCUUUCUAUUUUUCGUUGACAAUGGAAGCUUCAAAGCAAUAAUAAGUAAGAGAUCAAAAAGUAAAGCGUUCCUUCACACACAAACCACAAAAAUCAAAACUCAACACACUCUCUACGAACACAACACAAAACAAACCCUAGAUUCAAUUUAAACUUUCUCAAAACCCUAAUUUCACCACAGAUUCAAUUCCCUUCAAUCAGAUCUCAAAAUCAUGGAGAAAGAAUUCAAAGUCCCACCUGUAUCUUUCGCAUCCGCCGGAAACCCCAAUAUCGCCGCUCAAAAUCUUCAAAACCGCCGUGUACCAACACCGCCAUUCCAACCUAACUCCGGAAUCCCUUUCAUGUCAUUCGACAUAGGUUCCGCCGCCGUAUCAACUUCCUCCGGUCCAAUUUACUCCGGUCCUGGAAUGGGCGGUGGUUCCGCUAAUUUCGACGAUGAAGAGCCUCUUCUCGAUGAACUCGGUAUCCAUCCUGAACAAAUCUGGAGCAAAAUCAGAUCGGUUCUUAAUCCGUUUCGUGUGAAUCACACUGUGCACAAAGACGCUGAUCUAUCUGGUCCUAUUCUUCUCUACAUGGCUUUUUGUCUCUUCCAAUUACUCGCUGGAAAAAUUCAAUUCGGUGUGAUUUUAGGUUGGAUCGUUGUUUCUUCGAUCUUCUUAUACGUUGUUUUCAAUAUGCUGGCUGGUCGAACUGGGAAUUUGGAUCUACAUACUUGUACCAGUGUUGUUGGUUAUUCUAUGUUGCCAGUGGUGAUUUUCUCUGCACUGUCGCUUUUUCUUCCACAGGGAGGUUUCUUUGGACUCGCCAUUGCGGCCAUUUUCGUGUUGUGGGCAACGAGGGCUUCGACUGGUUUGGUGGUUUCUCUUACUGAUGGUGGUGAUGAACAUCGUGGAUUGAUAGCGUAUGCUUGUUUCUUGAUUUACACUCUGUUUUCGCUGCUUGUUAUAUUUUAGGAAUGUGUUUAAGUGCUGGGAUUGUUUGGAUCAUAGUGCUUAUGUUUUUGAUUUAGGGAACAUUUUUUCUUCUUCUGCUAUUGCAUUAUGAACCUCGUGAUUUUAUGUUGCAGUUUAUAUUAUAAUAUAGAAAAUGGAGUUAUUGCACUUGA
Molecule: messenger RNA, 1118 nt
Organism: Trifolium pratense (red clover)
Lineage: Eukaryota; Viridiplantae; Streptophyta; Magnoliopsida; Fabales; Fabaceae
Product: protein YIPF5 homolog
Exons: 1
Coding region: 226-966 (246 amino acids)
Biological process (GO): endoplasmic reticulum to Golgi vesicle-mediated transport; vesicle fusion with Golgi apparatus
Cellular component (GO): trans-Golgi network; membrane
Source: RefSeq, a predicted model, not a curated record